Molecule: messenger RNA, 1261 nt
Organism: Pelmatolapia mariae (spotted tilapia)
Lineage: Eukaryota; Metazoa; Chordata; Actinopteri; Cichliformes; Cichlidae
Gene: coq5
Product: coenzyme Q5, methyltransferase
Exons: 7
Coding region: 7-972 (321 amino acids)
Biological process (GO): ubiquinone biosynthetic process
Molecular function (GO): methyltransferase activity
Source: RefSeq, a predicted model, not a curated record
GGCAACAUGGCGGCGUCCGUGAGGUUGCUUGUCCGUCAAGCGAUCCGACUUUCUCACAGAAACAUCACCGUUACAGCCGCCGGGGUUUCUGCUCGGCCGUCCUGUCGAUGUUUCAGCGAAUCAGCCGAAGAAAGAAGUACGCAUUUUGGUUUUGAGACCGUGCCGGAAGCAGAGAAGGCGAAAAGAGUAUAUAAAGUUUUUGAGAAUGUGGCACAGAAGUAUGACAUAAUGAAUGAUGCCAUGAGUUUGGGGAUUCAUCGACUGUGGAAGGACAUGCUGCUGCAUGCGAUGCAUCCGCAGCCUGGUGCUCGGCUCCUGGACGUGGCGGGUGGAACAGGUGACAUUUCUUUCCGUUUCCUGGAGUACGUUCGCUCUCAGCGGGAGCGGCAACAGAGGCGGGCGGUACACUUCGGCCAGACGCUGUCAUGGCAGGACAUUUCCAACAGCUACUCCACGAUAGAGACGGACGGGCCCCGGGAGUCAACGGCUGUUGUCUGUGACAUCAACAAAGAGAUGCUCAAAGUGGGAAAGGAGAAGGCUGAGAGCUUGGGCAUCACUGCUGGUCUAUCAUGGGUGGUUGGCGACGCGGAGGAACUGCCCUUUGAUGAUGACCAGUUCGAUAUAUACACCAUCGCCUUCGGCAUUCGAAACGUUACUCAUAUAGAUCAGGCACUGCAGGAGGCUCUGCGGGUCCUGAAACCUGGCGGCAGGUUUAUGUGCUUAGAGUUCAGCAAAGUGACAAAUCCCCUGUUAGCAAGGCUUUAUGAUGCGUACAGUUUCCAGAUAAUCCCAGUGUUGGGAGAAGUUAUUGCUGGAGACUGGAAGUCUUAUCAGUAUUUAGUAGAGAGCAUCCGCAAGUUCCCCAGCCAGGAGAAGUUCAAAUCCAUGAUUGAAGAUGCAGGUUUCUAUUGUGUGCAAUACUACAAUUUCACAGGUGGAGUGGUGGCUCUUCACUCUGGUUUCAAGCUGUGAGAUGCACUCUGAAUGCCUUCUGUAAAAUAUCGAAUAAGUAAAAAGUCUGGCACUGAGUUUCAGGCUUCUCUGCAGUACGACUGUACAGAGUUUUCAGACUUGAGUUUUCUAGCUUGAGGCUUCAGAGCGCCUUCCAUCUGCUCAUUGCAGAAUGACCAAAGGUCAGAGAACAUUUAUUAAAUCCAGAGGAAUUAUUACGAAAACUGCCCUUAAUAGAUCUCACUGUAUGUGUACUUGUACAAAUGGCAAGAUGAUUUUUUUUUGGUAAUGUGUUUUGGUGAUGAAUAAA